Molecule: messenger RNA, 1189 nt
Organism: Dufourea novaeangliae
Lineage: Eukaryota; Metazoa; Arthropoda; Insecta; Hymenoptera; Halictidae
Product: coiled-coil domain-containing protein 97
Exons: 4
Coding region: 46-1164 (372 amino acids)
Source: RefSeq, a predicted model, not a curated record
AUUAUCGAUGAACAUCAAACUUCUGAUUACAUAUAUUGGUUAGAAAUGAACCAGAAGGAAAACACGCAAGAUUACAGACCAGAGGUAAUUUUAACUGAAAUAGAUAAUGAAAAUUCAGGGCAGAAUUUGCAAAAUGAAAAAGAGGAAAAUACGAGGUUGGAAGAAGAGCUAUUAAACCAUGUAGCCAACAGCAAAGCAAUCUUCAAGAGCCAACAAAAGGAUGAUCCAGACUUAACAUUCGAAGAAAAACUAAAUAUUGCACAUAAUGUACUAAAAAAGAGCUACUGUUUAUUCUUAUCUAAAUUCGGGCAUUACAUGAAGGAAGAACAUUUAAAGUAUUUUGAAAAAAAAAAAGACGAAGACUAUGAGGUCUCCUAUCAUAUUAAUCGACUACAGAGAUAUUUUAACAAUUGGACAAGACAAACUGAUGUAAGAAACAGAAGAUACCAAGCUUUAAAAAGUUUAAUAGAACAGGGAGAAUACUUCAGUGAAUCUGAGAUGAUGAAACGAAAUCCAUUGUUAUAUGACCACCUAGUUGGACAAUAUAUGACUGAAGAGGAUAAGAAAAGAAGGGACAACAUAGAUACCAAGAAUAUUACUUUUGUAAAUCUUCUAAUGGAAAACAUUGAGAGAGAUGCAGUAAAACAAAAACAAAAGUUACAAGAGGAGGAAGAGCAGAGUGUAAUGGAAGAAACUGAAUCAGAUGAAGAAGAUGAUGAUACUUUCAUUGCAGAGCAUUUAAACUAUAAUGAAGAACAUGGUGGAGAGUGGGGUGAAUUACCUGAAUUGCAGAAUCAGAUACAUAAUGUAAAUGUGGGGAAAUCAUUAAAUAAAGGCUUAUACAAUAUCUCAAACAUGGAGAAACAAAUGCUGAAGCAAGAAUUUGUGAGUAAUAUGUAUCACAACUUUUUAGAAGGAAAAGAUUCUGAUUUUGAUUAUAGUACUGUAGAUGAGAAUGAAGCAUUUGACAAUAUAGAUUUGAGAACUCAAGAUGAAGAAGACAAGUAUUUUGAUGCAGAAUCUCCUGAGAAUGUAGGUCCAACUGAAGGAACAAAUGAAGUUGAAUCUGAGGAUGAAUUGGAUAUGUAUAUGAAAUCACUGAAGGAGCCGGUCAGUACAAGUAUACUCCCUUUGGAUAAUCUUGUAUGUGAUGAUUACUCUUAAAUGUAAUCUUGUAUGUAUAUGUACA